GAUGCAAUUAAGAAUAAUUGUCAGUCUCAGUCUCAUUAUUCAUUAUUAUCCUCACACCUUACACAAGUAGAUUUAAUAUAAGGUAUUUAGAAUUUAGUCAUUAGGUAAGUAGCUCACACAUUCAUAAAAUCUCCCCUACCAAACCUCCACCCCCACAAUUUAGAGUUUUCUCUCGUCUCCGGUGAAAAUCAUCCUCAAGUUAGGAUCCUCUUGUCUUCUCUCAGUGUUAAUCUUCUUAAGUCUCGAGAUCUUCAUAAUUUUCACAAUUAUUAUAUCAAGUAUCAAGUUUUUAUCAAUUAAUUAAUUAAUCGAUAAUGGUCAAUGAUUUUUAAUGUGAACAAUCGCGAUGACUUGUGAGUAACAGGUUGGAAAUAAUGUUUGAAACUGGUCGCAGAUCGGCAAUCAGCAGCUCGGAGCUUGGACUCUACUCAGACAGAUCGGAUUAUUACAAUAACAAUAAGUACGGACCUGUUGUCAGGAAAGUUGUAAUUGGGAUUAUGGCCGUCGUUGCGGUAAUACUGGCAGCCAUCUUCAUCUAUGAUUUCGCAUCCGGAGCAGUCGCGAGCAGCAAAGUCAGCCAGGAGACCAAACAUGUCUACAUCCUCCAAAAUCCUCUGAAGAAACCGAAUUACUUGAAAAAGUCCGCGCAAAUUGAUGCAGAAUUACAAGAUCGGUCCGAUUUUGAUGGGAAUAUUUCUUACGUAGACGCGAGCGGAAGGAGAGGAAGUAUUGACCUCGAUAUUCCGGAAGUGAGGAGUCAGAAUUUGGAGAAUUAUAAACUAAGGAAGAGGAUGAUGGACUCGGAAGACAAUGUUGAAGAAAAAAUUGAAAGUAAAGAAGUUGUUAACAAUCACGCGGUUGUUUAUCGCGUCAGGCAAAUGUUCCAUCCGGAAACAGUAGCCCAAGUGGAGCCACACGAAUCCAAACCUACGCCAUUCCACUUUGAACUAAAAUCUCCCCAGCCUGCAUCGUUCAGACGAAUAAAAUUUCCGCAAUUGACGCAGUAUCGGUACCCACAUCCUUCAAGAAAUAUCCAGGAGAUCAUAAAGUACCUGACAAACGACCCCGCUACUACGAAACACGGGAUUAAGUUCAGCGGAGUUUACAUGAACCCGAAAAAACAUAACUUUCCUGAGAUGGGAAGUUUAGUUUCUAACAGCGAUCGCUCGGAAAUGGCGAGUGAUUCUGAGGAGUAUGAAGAAUCUGAGGAUGAAACUGUUCAAUUUUCGGGAGGACAUGACCCGUUUUAUCCGUAUAAGCCAAAGUUUCCGGGAGAUGUUAAUCUUUUAGCGCCUGCUAAUGUUAGAUUUUCUCCUACAGGAGUCCACCGCUACAACCCAUACUUAGAGCCUCCAUAUCACCGGCCAAUGCCUCUAAACCGACCGAUGGCUGCAGAAUCCAGCUACGAGAAUUCCGCAAACGCUGGAAACUACGGAAAAAAGCGCAAACCAAAGCCUUUUAGCGUAAUGUUAGACAUCUACCCUAUCACAGACCUAAACGACCAGCCCUCAAACAAAAUCGCCCGACCUAGACCGAUUUCCGAAGAGUUUUCCGAAAGCAGAAGGCCCAUUUUCGGGCGCGCCAAUCGCUACUAUUCAAAUGGCGCCCAACCAAUCCCCCUGAUCGCUUUGCCAGCCGCAACUCAGAACGGGCAGGCUUCUGAAGAAGAAGAAAAGAAGCAAAUGAUCUUCCACCUCAAUUUAUACCCUCGGAAGAAGGCCAAGCUCAACAGAAAUGACGUACGCCAGAGAUCGGAGGCUAUGACUACCGAAGACAAGCAGCAGUUCAUUGAAAAGGUCAUGUCGCCGUUCGAUACCAUCACAAAACAACUGACAGACCAGUCAGCCAUCGAGGAGUUAAAACGUGAUGGCGAAGAUACUCCGAAACAUUUUCCGCUGAUCAGAACUCGGGAUCAAGCGAGCUUUCUAGAAAUGCCUAACGAGAAACCCGCUGACAAAACUGAUAACCUCUUCAAUCACAAUCACAAUCACAAAAUGGCGCCCGAUGAUCCGAAAAAUGGAACCACGAAAAGUAAUACUUUUAGUACCACUACAGAAAGUCAGAAAUUUGCUGAUGGGCUUGUUGCAAUUGAAUAAUAGGACAAUUUUUGGACUAAUGAAUUUUUACUACAAAAGAAGAAGAAAUAUAAUUUAAUGAAUCAGACCUUGGCCAAUUAAAAGUGAAAGUAUGUUAUUAAUCUGAUGACUGUAAUUUGUAAUUGUAAAAAAUAUGAAAUUAACGCGGUUAACCAUUUCACUAUUUGUUACUGUUAAUGUUUAUCUAUUAUUAAUAUCAGCUCUCUAUCUUUGCACGGAAAGCGGCUGAUUCGUUAAUUAUUUUUCAUUUAUAAAUAUUUUAUAUUU
This is a messenger RNA of Cotesia glomerata, 2363 nucleotides long. RefSeq lists its product as uncharacterized. The record is from RefSeq and is a predicted model, not a curated record. NCBI's taxonomy places the organism in Eukaryota, Metazoa, Arthropoda, Insecta, Hymenoptera, Braconidae. The transcript has 5 exons. The coding region runs from base 375 to 2096 and encodes 573 amino acids.